Molecule: messenger RNA, 666 nt
Organism: Hibiscus syriacus
Lineage: Eukaryota; Viridiplantae; Streptophyta; Magnoliopsida; Malvales; Malvaceae
Product: transcription factor E2FC-like
Biological process (GO): regulation of transcription by RNA polymerase II
Cellular component (GO): RNA polymerase II transcription regulator complex
Molecular function (GO): protein dimerization activity; RNA polymerase II cis-regulatory region sequence-specific DNA binding; DNA-binding transcription factor activity, RNA polymerase II-specific
Source: RefSeq, a predicted model, not a curated record
AUGUCUGUUAUUGAAGCAAAUUUUGAGAAUUGUUCAAAGAGAAGGAUAUAUGAUAUCACAAAUGUUCUCGAAGGAAUUGGAUUGAUAGAGAAAACUUCGAAGAACCACAUUAGAUGGAAGAGAUCUGAUGAUGGGUUCAAAGGAGCUGGAAGAAAAGCACGAAGUCUUAGUUCUUUGAACGAAGGUGCAAAUUAUCAAAAGUAUCUUUUUUUGACGGAGGAAGAUAUAAUGAGCCUCCCAUGCUUCCAGAAUCAAACAGUUUUUGCAAUUAAAGCUCCUCAAUAUUCUUAUAUAGAAGUUCCUGAUACCGAUGAGGAUAAAUGUUUUUCACAAAAGCAAUAUAAAAUGAUUAUCAGAAGUCAUAACGGGCCAAUUGAUCUGUACCUCCUGAGCAAAUGUGGUCAAGUCGAGGAUAUCACUGCUAAGCAGGCAGGAUCGAUGGGUACAUUGUCAUGGUAGUGUGGAGUGCAACACCCAGAGCCUUCUUCCGAAAACAAUAAUUCUUCUAAAACAGUCAAUUUGCUUUGCCCCGAGAAAAGUGGGAUUCCAAAGAUAAUUCCGACGGUUAGUAAUGUAAGUGCAUUCAAAGUCGUCAUGGAGAUUGAUGAUGAUUACUGGUUCCGAUCGGAUCCUGAUGUUAGCAUCACCCAGUUGUGGGAUGCAUAA